AUAGAUAAAAACUGGCCACCCCAAUCCGGAAUGACAAUUCAUUUUGGUGAAGAAACACAAUUUUGUUUGAAAUCUUUUUAUAAAUAAAUAAAGUUAGAAAUCUUUCCAAAUAUCAACUACUUAUUACCAAAAUGACUACAACUUUGGAAGACAAGUCUAUCUGGGGCCAAGAUGAAGAGGAGGCUCUGAGUGAAGAAGUGCUUCGGAUGCCAACAGAUGAAAUCGUAAGCCGCACCAGACUCUUGGACAAUGAGAUCAAAAUCAUGAAGAGCGAAGUCAUGAGGAUCUCACACGAGCUGCAAGCACAAAACGACAAAAUAAAGGAGAACACUGAAAAGAUUAAGGUCAACAAAACACUGCCAUACUUAGUGUCCAACGUCAUUGAAUUAUUGGACGUCGACCCUCAGGAAGAAGAGGAAGACGGCGCUGUUGUGGAUCUUGACUCGCAGAGGAAAGGCAAGUGCGCAGUAAUCAAGACUUCUACAAGACAGACAUACUUUUUGCCAGUCAUAGGGCUAGUAGAUGCAGACAAACUGAAACCUGGCGACUUGGUGGGCGUUAACAAGGACUCUUACUUGAUCCUGGAGACGCUGCCGGCUGAGUAUGAUGCGAGGGUGAAGGCCAUGGAAGUGGAUGAAAGGCCCACAGAGCAGUAUUCUGAUAUUGGAGGCUUGGACAAGCAAAUCCAGGAGCUGAUUGAAGCGGUGGUACUUCCAAUGACACACAAGGAGAAGUUUGUGAACCUAGGCAUUCACCCCCCCAAGGGAGUGCUGUUAUACGGACCGCCUGGCACGGGCAAGACCCUGCUGGCCAGGGCUUGUGCUGCUCAGACCAAGUCUACCUUCUUGAAGCUGGCUGGUCCACAGCUUGUGCAGAUGUUUAUUGGUGAUGGUGCCAAACUCGUACGUGACGCUUUCGCCCUCGCCAAAGAGAAGGCGCCUGCGAUCAUCUUCAUAGACGAGUUGGACGCUAUCGGAACCAAGCGAUUUGACUCUGAGAAGGCCGGUGAUCGUGAGGUGCAGCGUACUAUGUUGGAGCUGCUCAACCAGCUUGACGGGUUCAGCUCCACGGCUGAUAUUAAGGUGAUUGCUGCCACCAACAGAGUAGAUAUUUUGGACCCCGCCCUGCUCAGGUCAGGUCGUCUGGACAGGAAGAUUGAGUUCCCUCAUCCCAAUGAGGAGGCCAGAGCGAGGAUCAUGCAGAUUCACUCCAGAAAAAUGAAUGUGAGUCCUGACGUGAAUUUCGAGGAGUUGUCUCGCUCCACGGACGACUUCAACGGCGCCCAAUGCAAGGCAGUGUGCGUGGAGGCGGGCAUGAUCGCCCUCCGCCGCUCCGCCACCGCCGUCACCCAUGAGGACUUUAUGGACGCCAUCCUCGAGGUGCAAGCCAAGAAGAAGGCCAACCUCAGCUACUAUGCUUAGUUUUAAUGCGCUAAUUGUAACUAAUUUAGGUAAAUGUAUUUGAAAUGUAAUAAAAAACGGUUCGUUUCUAUAAUGGA
Molecule: messenger RNA, 1498 nt
Organism: Manduca sexta (tobacco hornworm)
Lineage: Eukaryota; Metazoa; Arthropoda; Insecta; Lepidoptera; Sphingidae
Gene: Rpt5
Product: 26S proteasome regulatory subunit 6A-B
Exons: 5
Coding region: 132-1421 (429 amino acids)
Biological process (GO): proteasome-mediated ubiquitin-dependent protein catabolic process
Cellular component (GO): proteasome regulatory particle, base subcomplex
Molecular function (GO): ATP hydrolysis activity; proteasome-activating activity; ATP binding
Source: RefSeq, a predicted model, not a curated record